AUGGACUUCAUCGCACGACACACCUCCAUUCCCGUACCUCGUGUGCAUGAUGCUUUCUCUGCUCGCGGAGAGACUUGGCUUGUGAUGGAGUACAUAGAUGCCCCCCUUCUCAUCAGGGUUUGGCGGAAUCUAAGCGAGCACGAGAGACUUAGCGCCAUGCAGCAGCUGAAGGGUUACAUCGACCAGCUACGCUCUCUCGAACCUCCCGAACCCGGGAAGGUGCAGGCAGUUGAUGGCACUGGCUGUAUUGACUCGAGAAUGGCGAGCGAGCCUUGGGGUCCUUUCCAUACAAUCAGCGACUUCCAUACCUUUUUCGGCCACGAUUAUAAAACUUCUGGGAGGGUCUAUAGGACAGUCUUUACGCAUGGAGAUCUUGGGCCGCACAACAUUCUGUGGAAGGACGGAAAGAUCGCCGCGAUCAUUGACUGGGAGACUGCAGGAUGGCUUCCGGAGUAUUGGGAGUAUACGCGGAGUCAUGAAUCCAUACCGGAGGAGCUAAGGGUUGAGCAGGACCUUGGCUCAGUGCUCACACGUAUUUGA
Messenger RNA from Stereum hirsutum FP-91666 SS1, 540 nucleotides. RefSeq names its product kinase-like protein. Bases 1 to 540 code for a protein of 179 amino acids. NCBI's taxonomy places the organism in Eukaryota, Fungi, Basidiomycota, Agaricomycetes, Russulales, Stereaceae. The record is from RefSeq and is a predicted model, not a curated record. The transcript has 3 exons.